GUGAAUCGCAGCUGGAAUGCGAGGUUGAUUCACAAAGGGAAGUGAGGCAGAGCGACCGCGGAAGAUACGCAUCGGACAGCUUACAUCCCGAACAGCCAUGAAAGGAGAGCAUUUAUUUAGCAACCUGCGGGGCUCGCCGUUCUUCCAGAGGGUGUACCGGCUGGGUGGAGAGGAGCUGGUGGUGCUGCAGGCCUCGGUGGGGCCGGCGCUGGGGGACAGCUUCCACCAGAUCACGGACUUCAACGACCUCCCCACCUCGCUGUUCGCCUGCAACGUGGACCAGAGCGUGUUCGAGGAGCAGGACGGGAAGGAGAUGUUCGAGGUCCUGUUCUUGGCGUACGACGAGCUCGCCACCUUCCAGCUGUUCAAGAGUUUCCGCCGUGUGCGCAUCAACUUCAGCAACCCCAAAGCAGCGGCCAGCGCCAGAAUAGAGCUCCACGAAACGCCAUUCAGGGGCAAGAAGCUCAAGCUCUACUUCGCCCAGGUCCAGAACCCCUCCCCCGAUGGUGACAACCUUCACUUGGCUCCACCCCAGCCCUCCAAGCAGUAUCUCAUCUCCCCGCCAGGCUCACCACCCAUUGGCUGGCAACAGAUCGACGAGGCCACGCCCGUCAUCAACUACGACCUCCUGUACGCCGUCGCCAAACUGGGCCCAGGAGAGAAGUUUGAGCUGCACGCCGGCACAGAGUCCACCCCCAGCGUGGUCGUCCACGUGUGCGACAGCGACAUCGAGGAAGAGGAGGAACCAAAGAACUGCCCCAAGCCAAAAAUCAUCCAGACCCGACGCCCGGACCUGCCCGUCUCCCACUGAACUCUCACCCCCACCACCACCACCACCCAUCACACCCUCACCCCUGCAACCUCCACCCUCUGUCGUCCCACCACCACCCACCCAGCCACCCCUCCUCACCGCCACCAAGCCAGCACACCUCUCCUCAGGCACUCACCGUGGGAAGAAUCAACAGAUCUCCAUCACCAACCUCCCCCACCCCACAGAUACACACACACACACACACACGCACACACACACACACACAAACCCUUGGUCCAGAAACACCCCCAUCCACACAUACACACCCUUGGUCCAGCCCUGGACACUGGUCUACUCUAGUUGAGAGUAGUCGGAGGAGAGCCGCUCUCUGUUUCUCAUCUGAUACACAGCUGUUCAUGUUAUCCUCACAGAAGUUUGUCUCUUUUUUAUUUGCUUUUUCUUUUAUUUGUUUUUAUUUUGUAUUUUGACAAAAAAGCCAGAACUCUCACUCUCUCUCUUUCUAACUCUAACGCUACCACUCUCCCCUCCUAUCUUCUGUCCACUCUAUGUCUGUAGACCCCAUAUUUGACCCUCUGUCUCUUACUCCUGGUCCACUCAUGGCUGCCCAGACUUCACCUCAUCACAAGUCGUCAUUGGGCUCUUAUGGACAGCAAAUUGGGGGUACGCAGGGAGUUAUGUUCAAGGCAGAGAGGAACAAAUCUGAUGUGAAGGUGUUUUGAUUGGACACACUGAUUUAAUUGAAAGGGAUAUAUCAACACGUCACAAACAGCAAUACGUUAAUGUUGAGCCAGAGCUACAGUAGCAAAAGUAAAUGAGCUAGCUAUGUGUGCAUUAGCUUGUGUUGCUUUCUCACUCCACCGUUCUGACAGAUUAACCCGUGAGGUUGUAACACUUCUUGAAAGCCAGUAGGUGGCAGCAUGCAUCUGAUCUGAUCUGAUUGCUCACCAUCGAAUUGGCUCCUUUUCUUUGACGCAUGCUUGUGUUGGAAGCCUAUUGGUCCACCAUAACAAACAUGUCUGCCCAAGACCACCAUGCCAUGUAGCUCUAUGGGAUGGUUAUUACUGGCUUGGCCCUGAAGUGGUAGUCUAGAGAUGCGAUGGCCUGCUUGUGUUACAUACAGUAUGACUGUCCUAAGGGCUCAGUGGACGUUUGCGAUUCCAGGCCCUGCUAUCUCCUUGAUGGCUAUGGUGGCUACUGGGCAAGCCAGGGAUCAGCUCAAUCAACAUUCACUCUCACAAAAUCUACUGAAUGUUGAAGAACUUAAUCAUGAAUUGUGUCAUGUAAGCCCAAGACGAUUCGGUAAGGUACAGUACAUUCAUUGUAAUACUGUUGACCACAAUAUGGUUUCGAAUCAUGCCAAUGCAUGUAGGGGUCUUGUUCAUUUUUUGUGAAUCAUAUCUGUUUUGAUUUUCAGAAUUUUAAUUCAAUUCAAAACGUAAUAAGUUCUGAGAGUGACAAGAGCUGGUGUGACACUUCAAGUGAAUUGAUCUGAUAUUUCUAGAUGUCAUUUUUAUCUCCUCAAUGUGAAUUUCUCUCUUGCUCUGUACUUGUCUUGUUCCUUAAAGAUCUGUUUAAGAUGUGUAAGAAUUAAAAAAAAAAUAGACAUUUAUUUCGCCUGUACAUCCGGGCGAACAUAAUUCCAUAGGAUGAUGAGAAAAGCCAACUGAUUCUGUUAGAUGUGGAACGAGUGUCUGUAAUGCAUGGUUACAUCAUUAGUUUCAACUGUUGUACAUCUUGCCAUCAUUUGUGUGCCUCAGUAGAGUGCAAGAAAGAUGAAAAAAUAUCUCAUUUUGUAAAAAUUACAAAAAAGAGCUAAGGGAAAAAAAAUACCUAAUGCAUGGCCAUAAAGAUAUACCAUCCAUUUAAGCCUGUAUCAUUUUAGUGAGCUACACAAAUCCUCCAAGUGCUAUUACAGUCUUUGAGAAAGAGGGUCUGCAGUCUAACUCAAACAGCGUUUUCCUUUCAUUCAGUGUCUUUUUGGUGUGCCUGGUUCAUGCUUUUCUUUCUUUGGCUUAAUCUGAAUACAUAUUGAUCCAUUCACCCCAUCAGUCUGCAAAGCCAUACUUCUAGCAUCACUUUGUUUUAUUUCAGAACAGUAAAUCCAUCACUUACAAAAACAAUAACUGCAGUUAUGGGAUAAAGAGUUGCAGUUACACUGCAGUUUUUCAGGUUCAGUACAUUACAAUACAGUUUUUCAUGUCCGAAAUACUGCAUUCCUGCAUAUAAUCUCCAUUAAAUUCCUCAAAAACUGCAGUUUUUAACACUACAAAAACUGCCAUUAACCACUGAAAAACUGCUGUUAUUUUUUUGGUAAGGGAUACAUGAUAAUGAAAGUUUUUCAAAGGGUGUGGUUCAAAUGAAAUAGGUCCCAUCUUAGGUUCAGGGGUCACUGUGUAGCACUGUGACGUCUCCUUACUGUGAUGUAACUCUUUGGCUCGUAAUGCUCUAUGUGUCGUCCUCAUAUGGGGACUCCAAAAUCACACGCUAAAAAAUAAGCAUCAGACUUCGCUCCAUGUGCUGUUUAUGUCGCACUGUAAUGACCCUCAGUCAUGAGACAUUAUGUUUGACGGAUUGCCUCACUCACACCAUCCACCCGCCCUUGUUGAAUAGACAUAUUGGUGUGGUUAGUUCCCUGGACUUUGCUGAGGUAUUGAAUGUAAAUGGAUUGUGUUACGAAUAGACAACUGUAGGUUGGAAUGUUCAAACAGUUGUUUGUUUUCUUUUGUUUUGUUUUGUGUUAAGUGGAUCAAUCUGUCAGUCAGAUCAAGUACAUAUAUGAUGAAAAAGAAAAGUGAAGGUUCCCUAUUAGCUUUGGAAGGGAGCAGGGUACGUUUAGGGCAAGGCCACUGCUGUAUAUUUCUCUCUUUCUCUCUCUCUCUCUCCAUUUCUCUUUGGGAUGUUCAUAUCCUGUGUAGCCUCCCUGUGCUCAGUAGGGUCAUUAUGCACAGAACAUGACACUUGAGACGACGGGUGCAGGACCCAAAUUGAGGCCUGAUCCACAGAAUCCACUCGCACACAGAGACACACACACACAGACACCCACGACAACUUCCUGCAUGUGUCGCAUGUCAAGCGAGUCUCUUGCGUGCGUAAUUCAACAUGGCGACUCAAUUUCACCCCCCUCUCUCCAAUCCAGGCUUUUCAACACGCUAGUUUGAGUAGUUUCUAGAUCCAUGUCUCAAAACGUGCACACAUCAGCUGCUUUCUCCAGCAUUCUCGAUCAUUUCUUUGUAGACCCUGUAUUUUGAGCUGUUCGUACCGGUGUGCAUAUCGUUAAAAACGUCCAGACCUUCUUUCUUCUGUUUUCUCCCUUUUCUUUCUUUUUUGGGAAAAGAAUAUUCUCUGUGUUCUUUUUGAGAGUCUGGUUGGGAAUUAGUGUCACUGACUUUGAGAAACAAUAUCUGUAAUGUGUAUACUCGUGCAAGACCAUCGAUGUACUUUUCAUCUACAUGUACAAUCUGCCUGCCUACACUAAAGAAACAUAUCUGUAUAUAUUAAUCAAUACUAUUUUUACUGCAUUUUUGUACAAAUAUUCAUGGUAGCCAUGUACAAGUAGUCAAACUGAAUCUACAGUAGUAUUAAAAAAAGAGUUUGGUUUUA
This is a messenger RNA of Sardina pilchardus (European sardine), 4372 nucleotides long. It is a transcript of the gene rcan2, whose product is annotated as regulator of calcineurin 2. NCBI's taxonomy places the organism in Eukaryota, Metazoa, Chordata, Actinopteri, Clupeiformes, Clupeidae. Gene Ontology annotation, cellular component: nucleus; cytoplasm. Gene Ontology annotation, biological process: calcium-mediated signaling. Gene Ontology annotation, molecular function: nucleic acid binding; calcium-dependent protein serine/threonine phosphatase regulator activity. The transcript is spliced from 5 exons. Bases 98 to 811 code for a protein of 237 amino acids. The record is from RefSeq and is a predicted model, not a curated record.